UUUGAAUUUGAUUUCAGGGUUAAAUGAAGGCGUUUACUUGACUUUGAAGGACACAUGUGGUUCAAAUGAGCAGAGUUUUGCGGUUGGAUGGAGAUCUAUUGAGAGCAACUGUAAACGAGUUGUCAAGAGUUACUGAACUUAGAGGAAUACCAUUUUCUAGGUUUACUGAGCUUAAUCGUAUAAUCAAAGGUUUUCGUACUCAAGAAAUGACAGUUUUGUCAGGAAAUACUGGUGUUGGUAAAACGACUUUCAUGUGCGAGUACUCGCUUGAUUUGGCUGAACAGGGAGUUCCGACACUUUGGGGUAGUUUUGAAAUGCCUCUACGGAAAGUGUGUAAGACACUAGUCCAACAGUUCGCAGGUGAGCCACUAGAUCCUCCUAUACCCAGCAGAAUCGCUGAAUGGGCUCGUAUGUUUAGCGAAAACAUUCCUAUAUAUUUUAUGAACUUACACGGGGCUCAAAGUUUGACAGAAGUAUUAAAGACUAUGGAGGUUGGUGUCAAAGAUUCUGGCGUAGAACACAUAGUUAUCGAUAAUUUGCAAUUUUUACUAGGCGCCGGUGAUGGUGCUUUCGUGGAACGUUUUCAGCGUCAAGACCACUAUGUACAAAAAUUACGUGCUUUUGCCACUGAAAAAGGUACACAUGUUACAAUCGUCGCUCAUCCUCGAAAAGAAGAAACUGGUCGUCUACUUUCAAUUAACAGUUUAUAUGGUGGUGGUAAAAUUUCUCAAGAAGCAGAUAAUAUCAUGUUCUUGCAAGUGGAUUCAUCUACAUCGAUCCCUAAGAAAUAUUUACAGCCUUAUCAAUAAAAUCCAACGGAUUAGUAGUUAAAAAUCGUUACGAUGGAACUUUGGGUUGUAUGGACUUGAAUUUUCGAAAAGACCGUCUUUCUUUCCGACCACGACCACGUGAACUAGUAAUCCCAACAAAAGCAACAACGUUUCCAAGGAUAGUUGGUUACGAUUAAAUAUUUUGUCAUUUUUUCACAGCAUUUCUAUUACAGAUAAACUUGCCAUAAGCCACAUAUAUGUAUAUAUAUAUCAUGUACAUGUAUGUAUUUUUUCAUCCAUUUUUGUACAAUUAUCAAAUCCUUGCCAGUAUGACUUUAUUUCUAUUGAGAAACAGAUUUCUAUAUUUAAUAAAUUAUUAUUACUAUCAGAUAUAAUUGUAUUCUAAAAAUGUACAUUAAUAAAUAAUUUGAAACAAUAAAAG
Schistosoma mattheei is the source of this 1212-nucleotide messenger RNA. NCBI's taxonomy places the organism in Eukaryota, Metazoa, Platyhelminthes, Trematoda, Strigeidida, Schistosomatidae. The record is from the annotation of a GenBank genome assembly.